Messenger RNA from Mya arenaria, 1509 nucleotides. RefSeq names its product translocon-associated protein subunit delta-like. Lineage: Eukaryota; Metazoa; Mollusca; Bivalvia; Myida; Myidae. Gene Ontology annotation, cellular component: endoplasmic reticulum; endomembrane system; membrane. The transcript has 6 exons. The record is from RefSeq and is a predicted model, not a curated record. Bases 68 to 595 code for a protein of 175 amino acids.
CGCCGUGUUAACACGAUAACUUUUCGGAUUACUCGAACCUUUUCCUUGACGUGGACAAAAAAGAAAGAUGAUAGUCGCCGGCAAAACAAUUUUUGCUUUUAUGCUUGUCAUUGCGCCAUUCAUGGUGCUGGCUGAUGUAUGUACGAGCCCAUCAGUGAAGUCGAGCACAUACACCACUUCAGAAGCAAGCAGUUCUACCAACACAGUGUUUAUUGUCCAGUUUUCGCUGUCCUGCAAGAAUGGUGCCAAGGAUUUGACCCUGUAUGCAGAUAUCAACGGAAAAACCGUUCCUGUGACAAGGAGUGCAGAAAAUGAAAAAUAUCCAUAUCAGGUGAGCUUCAGCGAUGAGAACAAGAACCUCCCAUCUGGAUCAUAUGAUGUAAAGUUUUAUGAUGAAGAUGGAUUCUCCAACUUGAGAAAGGCCCAGAGAAGCAGUGAGGGCACAUCAUCUGUCAAGUCUAUCUUCUCCAUCAACGUCAGCCACUCUGGUGUAUGGAAGGGCCCACUGGUACCCAGCGAACUUGUAGCCACUGCUACAGCAGUCCUUGUCUGGUUCCUGGCUUACUCUGCAAGAAAUAGCCUGCAGUCUUCUUGAAAAGCAAACCAUCUUUAGUGACAUUUAAUUAAAUAAUUUUAGGCCAUCUUUAAAAAGAAUUGUUUGCAAUGGCUCAAACUCAAAGGGUUGAAUAUGCAAAACCUGUUUACAAAUUUUAUUUAAAACAUUAAAUAUGUAAAUAAAAUACUUAUUAAGUGUUUUUUUUCACUAGAUCUUCAUUUAAGUAUUUGUAAUUGUGUUUAACUACUUUGAUAAAAAGAAAUUGAUUGGGCUACAAACAAUGUUUUAAAGGAUUAUGCAAAUAUAACCCCCUUUUUUGUCAGAUAUUGAAUCAAUAUUUAUUUAAUAGCUUUGAAUUUGCAUUUUGUGUAAAAAAAACAAUAACAUUAAAUUAAGAAAUAACAAAGUGCCUAGAACUGGAAAAGUGACAAAUGAUUUUCUAAUUUCUGUAAUCAAGCUCAUUUUCCUUCCUCUAUUAACCUAUUUACAUUUAUAUUUUCAUUAGAGAGAGUGGAAAACUUUGUGGUUAUUUUAAUUUUCUAGCUUUUUGUAUGCUUGAUUUGUGUCUAAAAAUAAUAUUGGAGUUCAGUGUUUUUAUAUGAAAAACAGUAUGCAAAUGAAGUCUGGAUGUGGUUUUUAUAGAUAAAAAACAACCAUGUUUCAUUAGCGCUGCGAAAACCUUGUCAUCCCGCACCCCUAGAAAACUAAUCAACUUUCACAAUUCGGGCAGAAUAAUUCUAUUUGUGGAUAUUUUUAUGGAAAAUCGUCCAAUGAAAUUAUUACUUCCUUCUAGAAGUUUUUUUCGGUUCCCUGAACGUUAUACUCUCAUUCAAUUUGCCUGCAUUCUCAGUGAAAACUUGCAGAAGGAAUGGUGUGCAUAUAAUUUGUUUAGUCGUUGUAACUUAUGUAUUGAAGAUGCAGAAAUAAGUGAAAUAAAAAUAUUUUUAUGUAAA